AUGGGCUCCUAUCCUGAGCAAUCUCCGGCGCCCUCUUCGGUUCAACCCGUCGGAGGAAUAACGACAGAAAACGAUCGAAAGCGGAGAGAUAACAUCAACGACAAAAUUCAACAACUACUGAAAAUGAUUCCGCCGGAUUUCUUUGAAGACUACUAUAAGCGCAAGGACAGUACGGAGGAGGGUAGUGUAAAUGCAGCGGCUUUGGGCUUGAACAGCAAAGCAAAGGGCACUGGGACGAAGGACGGGAAACCCAAUAAAGGUCAAAUCUUGACGCAGGCAGUCGAGUACAUUGCGCACAUGCAGGGUCAGGUAGAUGCGAAGAACAGAGAAGAAGUUGAACUGAUUAUCAAAAUAAAAGAACUGAGCAAACAGAUGGGCGUUUUUGUCAAUGACAUUAAUAUUCAAAAUACCAGUGCAGAAGUAGCUCUAGCGAGAAUUGGUGUCGGUCCGCUAGCCGAUGCUCCUGGAGAAUUUGACCGAGACCAGAAUAAUAAUAACUUUGAUUAUGGUGGCUACGAUGAGUAUGGCAGCGGAGCCUAG
Molecule: messenger RNA, 540 nt
Organism: Lachancea mirantina
Lineage: Eukaryota; Fungi; Ascomycota; Saccharomycetes; Saccharomycetales; Saccharomycetaceae
Source: the annotation of a GenBank genome assembly